UGGCUUUUUUUGUGAUGCUGUAACAGAAGAAGGGCGCGGACUGUGUGUGACGACCUAAAAAUAUCGUCGUUUUUGCUAAAUCUUUCUGGAUUUCCUGUCGGUCCUGAACUGAUCCGUGAACAUGGAGGGACGUUCUGCUGUUUGGCUCCUGGCUGUUCUGCUGCUGCUUGAGGCUCUGAUCUCUGCUGAAGCCCAGAACACACUGAAGUACCUGGAGGUUGGAGGUAAGCUGGUCCUCAGGCCUGAACCCGUCUCCAGCCGCAUCAUCGGAGUUACGUGGAAAUUCAACGACGGCAUCGUGGGUGAAUGGGACGAAGGGCAGGAGUUGGAAUAUUCCCCGAUAUUUAGGGACCGUGCCAGCGUGGACACGACCACGGGAGUGUUGGAGAUCAGCAACAUGAUGAAGAACCACAGUGGACUGUACACGGUGGAGAUCAACAACAGGAAGCAGAGUGGAGGUCAUGAUGUUAGAGUGAUCAAACAGGUGCCCAAACCUGUGGUAAUGAUCACACCUCUCACAUGUACCAAGGAGUCAGAGAGUUGUUUCCUGAGCUGUGAUGGAGACAUUACAGAUGCUGAUCCGGUCACUUUUUAUUUUAGGAAGGGAGGCGGAGAUUGGGAGGAGGGAGAACAGAACAUAACAAUCAUGAAUGAUGCGACCACACAGGCUGUUCCAAAGUUCUUCUGCCGGAUGAAGAACCCAGUAGGUGAAACAGACAGUGAAUCCGUGGACAAUCCUUUCUCCGUGGGAGCCAACACUGGGGUGAUUGUGGGGGCGAUUGUGGGUUCUGUUGUUGGAGUCCUUGUGGCUGGUGCUGUGGCUGGUGGUGUUGCUGCGUCCCGUCAUAAACAUGCAGACCAGCCAGAGGAAGCACCACUCCUUGGACAGCAGCCCUGAUUUCAAAAAAUCUGCAUGAAGCUGUGAAGCUCCAUAGAAAACCCCAUCAGAGCUUCCUGUUGCUAGUUUGGGUUUGUUAUUUCAGCAUCCUGCCUUGUGCCUUCCAAAAAGAAUGAACUCGUUGGGGAGAAAAGUAUGAUUGUUUUGUUUUUCACGCUGUUACUAGUAAAAGUUAUGCAUAAAGUGCAUAAAAUAAAAUGCCAAAAGUACUUAUUUUGCAAAUGAUCCUAUUUUCAGUCAUGCUUCAUGGGUGUUCAUGGAGAGAAUGUGUCGGUUUAUUGCCAUAUUUCAGUGAGAUUGGUUCUUUUUUUAUCACUAAGAAAAACUCUAAACCUAGUGGGAUGAUGCAAUUAUUUUUUUAUUUUUAUUUUUUUGCUGCAAUCUGUCUUAAUCAUGAAUGUCCUCUUAUGUCUGGAGGGAAUGAUUUGUAACAUCACAUCACUUUGUUAGGAAUAAUAUGAGGUGACACACUUUAAAUUCAACAAAAGAUUUGCAGCUCCUGUGAUUCUGAUCUCUCAUUUGGCAACAUUGCAGUAAUUUGGUUCAUCACAUUAUUUGUUUAUAAUCGCUUUAAGGUGGAGCUGAUUUUGGUGACUUCAUAAACUGCUGGUUUGCUUUUAAUUUUCCACAAAGCCUUAAUAUAGAAAUAAUAAUUUUAUUUCUACAUUCCGUUUGGUCUUUUUUUCUAAAUCAUGAUGAAGGGAAAACACAGAUAUUUAGGGCUGCAAACCAACAGUUAUGUAAAUUGUCUGGUUGAAUCUGAGCAUUAUUUUGUUGUUCUUUGCUUCUGUAAUGACAUAUAAGUUGCACUACACUAUAUUGCUUUCCGAUCCUGGAGCAUUUGGACGAUCCCAUUCAAUCCAGGAGAUGCUGUUUAGUUUCUUGUCAUGAUAGAACCGUUCUGUUGUUGCUCAACAGUGAUUCUUGGCAAGAGUUGUACCAGUGUAGUCAAAGCUGACGUAAUAACUUUGAAUCCGAGGCUCUAAACAUCACUGUAAGCCACACUCAGACUGCUGGGACUGGAUUUACGCUGCCUCCACGUAUAUUUGAGACAUUAUUAUAUCAACUAUUUAGCAGUUAUUUGUGCUUCUAUGACAAGAGCAGGAAACUAUGUUAAACAUCAGUGCCACAGCAUUUUAACCACUACCGCAUGUGAUAGUUAAUUUUCAGUCUAUGCUUUUUAAUACACUGGUCACUGAUGGGUUCCUGAUCUUAUUGUGCCUUCUAUGUACUGCCUAAUCAGUGAGUUUUUUUAAAUAAAGAAAGCCAUAUUUUAUGUAGAUUUUGAAUGUUUUGCAUUUUAUUUCUAACGUGCCUUAUAAAUAAACAUGUAUACUGCUAUACA
Amphiprion ocellaris (clown anemonefish) is the source of this 2243-nucleotide messenger RNA. RefSeq names its product V-set and immunoglobulin domain-containing protein 1-like. The record is from RefSeq and is a predicted model, not a curated record. Bases 122 to 898 code for a protein of 258 amino acids. NCBI's taxonomy places the organism in Eukaryota, Metazoa, Chordata, Actinopteri, Pomacentridae. The transcript has a single exon.